Molecule: messenger RNA, 864 nt
Organism: Daphnia magna
Lineage: Eukaryota; Metazoa; Arthropoda; Branchiopoda; Diplostraca; Daphniidae
Product: antifreeze protein Maxi
Exons: 7
Coding region: 98-625 (175 amino acids)
Source: RefSeq, a predicted model, not a curated record
UGGUUAGAAAUCUGAUUUUUAGAAAAAUAUAUAAAAUCUUGGUGACAUCCAGAAGAGUCAUCAGAUCUUCCUUGAACACCGUCACGAACUUUUUACCAUGAAGCUGCUUAGCAUUUUCGCUUUUUGCAUCGUUGCCGUUAACGCUGCCGACAACUCGACAUUAUCGGAGAGCGAUGAAGCCCUUCGCGUGAAACGAGGUUGGUUUAAAGGUGGGAGUGCUGCUCCGGUAGUGACAUACUACGGACCUCCUCCAGGAGCUGCUCAAGCGGCAGCUGCUGCGCAGGCGGCCCAAGCAGCCCAAUAUGCUGCACAUGCAGCUCAACAGGCUGUUCAAGCUGCUGCUGCUGCUGCCCAUGCAGCCCAACAAGCAGCCAGUCAAGCUGCCGCAGCCGCUCAAGCAGCACAAGCGGCUCAAGCGGCCACAGCCGCUGACAUAGCGCAAGCUGCACAAAUUGCCAGCGCAGCUCAAGCGGCUGCUUCUCAGGCGGCCCAAGCUGCUCAAGCGGUUCAGGCAGCCCAGGCAGCGACUGCCGCUCAAGCAGCCCAGGCGGCGUCCGCUGCUCAAGCUGCCCAGGCGGCGACCGCAGCGCAAGUUGCCCAAACUGCCUACAAUUACGGAAAAUAAACCAACGGAGAACGAAGACGAGAAACAAAGUUAAGACCACAAACGAUACAAUCUGUAAAGGUGUACCUACUGGAUGCAAAUCGACUCAAUUUCACCCCAUACUGCAUGGCCAAAUGCAGCAUUCUUGCAUAAUUGCUCACUCAAUUUAAUCUCGAUAACAAUUUCUCACAAACUCUUCUCGUGUCUGUUGGAAUUUUCCGCAUCCAAAUCCUGAAAUAAAAUUUUUAAAGAAACCAAAA